GGAGACCCUACAUGUCACCCACCGGAAAAAUACCUGGCUUUCAAAAUACUGUAGUUUGUAGAGUCAUCUUUGUAUUGUAUCAAUUGUCAAUCUUCAAGCGACGUUGACAGUUCUUCCGUCGCCAGUCUUUAAAUAAUGAUCUUUAAGUGCUAGUCUAAGCCCCAAAAAACCACUAACUCGCAUCGCAUUCAUUGAGUUAAAGAUUCCUUCAGCUUUAAACCAUUACCUUACACGAUACCACCAAGCAUCAAGCGUACGGACGAACAAUCAAAUAAAAUAAAAUCCCCAAUGUCUUCCAUUCCUGAUUCCAGCUCUCACCCCCUCAUUCUGACCCAUCCUCCUCCGUUGAACCGAGUCUGGGAAUCACAUAUUCCUCAUCUCCCCGCGCCUAGUACCUCUACCUCCCCUGAUGUUCGCAAGUCUGUAUACAGUAAAAACUGCAUCAAUCAAAACACCAGUCUUCUCCGCACUUCUCUUAUUCACCUUGCUCAAAACCUUGUCAUAACUUCCUCUUCUAUCCCUUCACCAUCGGGGCACGAAAUCCCUACUCGUCUCUACACGCCCACUUCCGCCACCAACUCUGCCUCUGCCCCCAAUUCAGACUCUCAACCACUGAUCAUCUAUUUCCACGGUGGUGGUCUUUACGUUGGCGAUCUCGAUUCCGAAGAUCUAACAUGUCGUCAACUAUCCCUUUCCCUUUCCCUCCCACUCCUCUCAAUAUCCUACCGCCUACUCCCCUCUUUCACUGCCGACGAUUCUGUAUCCGACGCACUAUCCGCUUUCACCUAUCUCUGUACUAAAUUCCCUUCCCGAAAAUUCGUCCUGGUGGGGAGUUCAAGCGGGGGACAACUGGCUGCUACUAUUGCUUUGACUUAUCUUCAAGAAGAAAGCAGAAAUGAUAGAAAAGAAAGGAGGCGGAUACUAGGAGUUAUCUUGAGAUGUCCAGUAACAUGUGAUGCUACAGAUAACGGGGCAAGUAUCCCAGAAGAAUGGAAAACUAUACACACGAGCAUGAGAGAGGAGUUUUACACAGGGAUAUUGAACAAACCGGCUGUGACGAGAGAAAACAGAGUCAAGGGGUAUAAGAUGCCUUUGGAAACGUUGACGGAGAUGCCAAAGCUCAAUGAGGCAUCCAAGCCUGUUGGAAGCGAUCAAGAAGAUAUCAAUACAAAAUGGUUCAUACAGCUUUGUACUAAUGAUAUAUAUUAUUCUGACGGGGUAUGUCUUGCUCUUGGGUUGAAGGAGAGAGGAUAUGGUGUGAAGAUUCGAGUAGAAUUUGGAUGGCCUCAUACGUUUUGGUUGAAGGGGAUGGUGUUAAAUGAAGCUCAGAGGACCGAAAUGGAACUUGUUAAAGGAGCGAAGUGGGCUCUGGAUAGACCAGGGGAAGCUGGCACCAAAGAGCUCCAGAAAGAGGAAAAUUGGGUGGAAUGGAGUGAGGAGGCCAACUUGUGAGAAGAAAGUUUGAAUGGGCAUCUUAAUAUUCGUAGAAAUUUAAACUCGGUUAUGAAACGCUCGUACA
Messenger RNA from Botrytis cinerea B05.10, 1519 nucleotides. RefSeq lists its product as hypothetical. Lineage: Eukaryota; Fungi; Ascomycota; Leotiomycetes; Helotiales; Sclerotiniaceae. The record is from RefSeq and is a predicted model, not a curated record. The coding region runs from base 289 to 1452 and encodes 387 amino acids. Gene Ontology annotation, molecular function: hydrolase activity. The transcript has a single exon.